GACGGAACAUUUGCUCUGCUGUCGCCUCCCUCUCCAAGAAGCCAAGACGUUGCUCCGCACCGAUUCGUGUGGCCCCAAUCCGAGGCGCGGUGCCCGUUUGGGAAGGUCGGCUCUCGGUCCCCUCCAGGGCGGAAUGAUGGUUCACUGCGCGGGGUGCGAGAGGCCCAUUCUCGAUCGGUUCCUCUUGAACGUUCUCGACCGCGCAUGGCACGCCAAGUGUGUCCAGUGCUGCGAGUGUAAUUGCAACCUGACCGAAAAAUGUUUCUCCAGGGAUGGAAAGCUCUAUUGCAAAAUGGACUUUUUCAGGCGUUUUGGUACGAAAUGCGCAGGCUGCUUGCAGGGCAUUUCGCCCAGCGACCUCGUGAGAAGAGCGCGCAGCAAGGUGUUCCAUCUGAAAUGUUUCACGUGCAUGGUGUGCAACAAACAGCUGUCCACGGGCGAGGAGCUCUACGUCAUCGACGAAAACAAAUUUGUGUGUAAAGAGGACUACAUGAGCGCGAGCGCCAUCAAAGAGGUCAAUUUAAAUUCAGUGUCAUCAUGCACGGACCGGAGUUUAUCGCCUGAUCCGAUUCAGGACGACACGAAGGAGACGGACAAUUCCACCUCCUCAGAUAAGGACACUAACAACAACGAGAACGAGGAGCAAAACUCGGGCACGAAGCGGCGGGGCCCGCGCACCACCAUCAAGGCCAAACAGCUCGAGACUCUGAAAGCCGCGUUCGUGGCGACGCCGAAGCCCACGCGACACAUCCGCGAGCAGCUCGCGCAGGAGACAGGCCUCAACAUGCGAGUCAUACAGGUGUGGUUUCAAAAUCGGCGGUCUAAAGAACGCAGAAUGAAGCAGAUCAGCGCUCUCGGUGCUCGACGACACGCUUUCUUCAGGGGACCACGCAGGAUGAGGUCACUCGGAGGAAGACUAGAGGACCCUGACAUAAUGGGCCCUGGAGGAUACAGCUACUAUGGAGAAUACCAAGGUGACUACUACGGGCCAGUGGUCAACUACGAUUUCUUCCCUCACGGACCCCCUUCCUCACAGGCGCAGUCUCCAGCCGAGUCCCCUUACCUCCUCAGCUCGGGUUCAGGAGCCCUGGAGGGCGGCCCGGUCUCAGCUCACCACCCCUCAGACGACCAAAGGUUCACGGACAUGAUCUCCCACGCAGAUACCCCCAGUCCCGAGCCAGGCAUGACCGGACCUCUCCAUCCCAAUCCACAGGGGGAGGGUGGCUUCACAGGGGGUCCGAGUCCACCCUUCCCCCUGGCCAACAACACCAGUUACAGUGGCCCCAUGUCCCAUCCUGGUCAAGAGAUGGGGGAGAACACUGUUUGGUAGGACAGAGAGAUGGGAAAGACUCUGAACUAUGGACACAAGAGGGAAUUCCACCCUAACUGGUCUGCCUUAGUGCUAUAGGUUACUGAGGGAGGGUUUAUCGGCUGGUCAUGGACCAGAACAAACCAAUAUUUGGAGCUGAAAGGUGGAAAGACAUACGUUUCUACUGUCAAAGGAUGUGUAUUGUCAGUGGUCAUCUUGACCAAUCACAUUGGUUUGAUUCCGUUGAUAUGGUUUCCCAAGUUCAAUAUUACGAUUGCGACAAUAGCGCAGAUGUUCGUCCAUGGGGUUUUCUACUGCUUUGACUUACUGAUUAGUAAAAGCUGUCAAACUGCAUUUGAUGGUCAGAAGCGAGCUAGUACUUAAA
Molecule: messenger RNA, 1694 nt
Organism: Sinocyclocheilus grahami
Lineage: Eukaryota; Metazoa; Chordata; Actinopteri; Cypriniformes; Cyprinidae
Product: LIM/homeobox protein Lhx5
Exons: 5
Coding region: 134-1330 (398 amino acids)
Biological process (GO): regulation of transcription by RNA polymerase II; neuron differentiation
Cellular component (GO): nucleus
Molecular function (GO): zinc ion binding; RNA polymerase II transcription regulatory region sequence-specific DNA binding; DNA-binding transcription factor activity, RNA polymerase II-specific
Source: RefSeq, a predicted model, not a curated record